AUGACAGUUGGUGUUCCAUUAAAAGAUACUUCAGUAUUCAAAUCGAUUAAAGUCGGUCAAAAUGAAUUGGCUCAUAGAAUCGUUUAUGUCCCCACCACCAGAUUUAGAGCUUUAGAAGAUCAUACUCCUUCUGAUCUUGAAUUGAAAUAUUAUGGUGAUAGAUCAGAAUAUCCUGGUUCAUUAAUCAUUACUGAGGGGACAUUUGUAUCUGAUCAAGGAUCAGGAUAUACUAAUGUUCCUGGGAUUUUCACUGAUAAACAUGUUAAAGCUUGGAAACAAAUUACGGAUAAGGUUCAUAGUAAUGGAUCUUUCAUAUCAGCUCAAUUAUGGUUUUUAGGUAGAGUUGCUACUCCUCAAGUAUUUAAACAAAAAGGUUUAGAUAUUGUUGCUCCAUCAGCUAUUUUUGAAAGUGAAUAUUCCGAAAAUAAAGCAAAGAAAGUUGGAGUUAAAAUUAGAGCUUUAACUAUUCCUGAAAUUAAACAUCUAAUUUAUGAUACUUAUACUAAUGCUGCUAAAAAGGCUAUUGAAGCUGGGUUUGAUUAUAUUGAACUUCAUUCAGCUCAUGGAUACCUUUUAGAUCAAUUCUUACAUCCAGUAACUAAUAAACGUACUGAUGAAUAUGGUGGAUCAGUUGAAAAUAGAGCUCGAUUCACUUUAGAAUUAAUCGAUCAAUUAUCAAAAGUAGUAGGUGCUAAUAAAGUGGCCAUUAGACUUUCACCAUGGGCUAAUACUCAAGGAAUUUUAGCUCAUGAAGAUGUCAUUCAUCCUAUCACUACUUUCUCCUAUUUAAUUAAUGAAUUACAAAAGAGGAAAUUGGCCGGUCAAGAAUUAGCUUAUAUAUCUAUUGUUGAACCAAGAGUUAGUGGAUUGAUUGAUGUCGAUGCCGAAGAUCAACAAGGUACUAAUGAAUUCGUAUAUCAAAUUUGGAAGGGGAAAAUCGUUAAAGCUGGGAAGUAUACUUAUGAUGCUCCUGAAUUUAAAUCAAUUCAAAAUGAUACUGCUGAUGAUCGAACUUUAGUUGGGUUUUCAAGAUAUUAUAUUUCAAAUCCUGAUUUAGUAUAUAAAUUGAAGAAUGGAUUAGAAUUAAAUGAUUAUGAUCGUUCUUCAUUCUAUGGUAAAAGUAAUUGGGGGUAUAAUACUUAUAAUAGACAUGAAGAGAAUUCAAAUUAUGAUAAAGAAAAAGAAUCUAAAGUUUUCCCAAGAGCAUUAAAAUUAUAA
This is a messenger RNA of Scheffersomyces coipomensis, 1218 nucleotides long. RefSeq names its product alkene reductase. The transcript has a single exon. Gene Ontology annotation, molecular function: NADPH dehydrogenase activity; FMN binding. Lineage: Eukaryota; Fungi; Ascomycota; Pichiomycetes; Serinales; Debaryomycetaceae. The coding region runs from base 1 to 1218 and encodes 405 amino acids. The record is from RefSeq and is a predicted model, not a curated record.